This is a messenger RNA of Lepus europaeus (European hare), 1453 nucleotides long. RefSeq names its product coiled-coil domain containing 34 (gene CCDC34). The transcript has 6 exons. Lineage: Eukaryota; Metazoa; Chordata; Mammalia; Lagomorpha; Leporidae. The coding region runs from base 37 to 1146 and encodes 369 amino acids. The record is from RefSeq and is a predicted model, not a curated record.
CGCCGCGGCUCCACCGGUUUGAACUUGGCGGGCCUGAUGUGGGCGGCGGGGCCGAGGCGGUCUGCUUCUACCCCAGUCUCCAGCCAGCCCUCCGCCGACUCCAGGCCCGGCUCUCGGCCUUCCUCUGGCUCUUUCCCAGGCGUCCCGACGGGCGCGCGGGAGGAGGGCCUGGCGGCGGUGGCGAUGUCUGAGUGCUCGCUGUCGCCGCCACAGAGCUGUAGCAACUCCACCUUGUCGCUGUUGUCGCCUCUUGGCCACCAGAGCUUCCCAUUUGACGAGGACGACGGUGACGGGGAGGACGAGGAAGACGUGGACGAAGAUGCCCCUGACUCAGAGGCCAAGGUGUCGAGCCUGAGAGGACUGGAGUUACAGGGGUGCGCCAGCAAUGAGGUUGAAUCAGAAGAUAACCAAAAAGAACAGAAACAGGUGUGCUUACAAGAAAGUAGCCUGACACCAUGGGAGGUGUGGUUUGUUGGCAAAGAAAAAGAAGAACGUGACCGGCUACAACAGAAAGCUCUAGAGGAAUUAAAUCAACAACUAGAAAAAAGAAAAGAAAUGGAAGAACGUGAAAAAAGAAAGAUAAUAGCUGAAGAAAAGCACAAGGAAUGGGUUCAAAAAAAGAAUGAACAGAAAAGAAAAGAAAGGGAACAAAAAAUUAAUAAAGAAAUGGAAGAAAAGGCAGCAAAGGAACUGGAGAAAGAACAUUUGCAAGAAAAAGCAAAAGAAAAAUAUCAAGAAUGGUUAAAGAAAAAAAAAGCUGAAGAAUGUGAGAAGAAGAAGAAAGAGAAGGAAAAAGAAAAACAACGACAAGCUGAAUUACAGGAGAAAAAGGAAACAGCAGAAAAAAAGUUUAAAGAGUGGUUGGAAAAUGCAAAAAAUAAACCUCGUCCAGCUGCAAAGAGCUAUGGUUAUGCCAAUGGAAAACUUACAGGCUUUUACAGUGGAAAUUCCUAUCCAGAACCAGCCUUUUGUAAUCCAAUUCCAUGGAAACCAAUUCAUAUGCCCCCGCCCAAAGAAGCUAAAGAUCUAUCUGGAAAGAAGAAUAAAAGACCUGUGAUAAGUCAGCCAGAGAGGGCAUCAUCUGUGAUAAUUCACAAAGCCAGAAGCAAUCUUUGCCUUGGAACUCUAUGCAGAAUACAAAGAUAGUAUACAUGGGUAAUAGCAUGCUUUUUACCUGGAACUAUUUGUUGUUAAAAUCAAUUAUUUUUUACUGUUCAGUCAGUAACUGAAAGUUUGGUGUGAUUAUUGGCAAAUACUAAUUUUUGCAUUUGUAUAUAUAGAGUUCUUAGACUUAAUUGAGGAAGAUAUUUUUUACAUUUUGUUUUUUAUGAAACUUUCAAGGGUAGCCUUGGCAUAUUAUGCAGGAUGAGCGACUGAAUAGUUAAUGAUUGUGUUUGUAUUUAGCUUAUAUUAAAACUAUACUGUAAUACCAAUAAAACCAAUGUUUUUUAUA